AUAAAUAAACAAAUUCAUAUAACCCACAAAGAAAAGAAAAAGAAAGGAAAAAGAAUCGAUUUUGAAUGGAGGAAGGAUACACCAGAAGCAGUAAGUUCAAGAGGGUAUGUGUCUUCUGCGGCAGCAACUCCGGCAACCGUCAAGUUUUCAGUGACGCCGCCAUUCAAUUGGCUGAUGAACUGGUUAAGAGGAACAUAGAUUUGGUGUAUGGUGGAGGAAGUGUUGGACUGAUGGGUUUAAUAUCUCAGAAAAUGUAUAAUGGCGGCUGCCAUGUUCUCGGGGUUAUUCCAAAAGCUCUCAUGCCUCAUGAGAUAUCUGGUGAAGCAGUAGGUGAAGUAAAGAUUGUUUCAGAUAUGCAUGAGAGAAAAGCUGCAAUGGCUCAAGAAGCUGAUGCAUUUAUUGCACUCCCUGGAGGAUAUGGAACUAUGGAAGAGCUUCUGGAGAUGAUAACUUGGGCUCAACUUGGAAUUCAUAAAAAACCGGUUGGCCUACUGAAUGUUGAUGGUUACUAUAACUCUUUGCUUGCAUUAUUUGAUAAUGGUGUUGAAGAAGGCUUCAUUAAGCCCAGUGCUCGGAAUAUAGUUGUUUCAGCUUCAUCAGCCAAAGAACUUAUGAUGGAGAUGGAGAGUUACUCUCCUUCCCAUGAGCAUGUAGCCCCUCAUGAGAGCUGGCAGAUGAAGCAAUUAGGUAAUUAUCCAGGACAAGAAAAGACAGAAUGAAACUUUGAUUGGUGGAAGGUUUUUUGUUUUCUGAUGUGACUCUCCAUAGCUUGAAAUGUAUACAAGAAUUGCUGUAGAUGGGGCCAAAUGUUGUUUUGUUACUAUGUGUUGAUUUUACGAAGUGAUGGUAUAUGUGAUGCUUUGCUGUUUUUGCACCA
This is a messenger RNA of Trifolium pratense (red clover), 877 nucleotides long. Its product is annotated as cytokinin riboside 5'-monophosphate phosphoribohydrolase LOG8. Lineage: Eukaryota; Viridiplantae; Streptophyta; Magnoliopsida; Fabales; Fabaceae. Gene Ontology annotation, cellular component: cytosol; nucleus. The record is from RefSeq and is a predicted model, not a curated record. The coding region runs from base 66 to 719 and encodes 217 amino acids. Gene Ontology annotation, molecular function: hydrolase activity, hydrolyzing N-glycosyl compounds. The transcript is spliced from 7 exons. Gene Ontology annotation, biological process: cytokinin biosynthetic process.